Molecule: messenger RNA, 3445 nt
Organism: Nannospalax galili (Upper Galilee mountains blind mole rat)
Lineage: Eukaryota; Metazoa; Chordata; Mammalia; Rodentia; Spalacidae
Gene: Pus10
Product: pseudouridine synthase 10
Exons: 19
Coding region: 52-1833 (593 amino acids)
Biological process (GO): tRNA pseudouridine synthesis
Molecular function (GO): pseudouridine synthase activity; RNA binding
Source: RefSeq, a predicted model, not a curated record
UGCACGUGAAGAAACGCCCUCUUUUGAUUUCCCCGGGAGUUUCGCUGCCAAAUGGAGGAUGAGGGCUCAUCGACAUUUCUGGCAGCGGCUAAUAAGUCCUGGAUGCCGAGUCCCGCGGAGGCUUCUCGGGGAGCGGACUUCGGGAUGCCACGAAAGCCCCACGCGCUUUUGUGUUCGCGGAGUAGGUGGAGGGUGAGGCUGCGAGCCGUGCCAGGCUUCCAGAUGAAACAGUCAAAUAUAAGUAUGUUUCCACUGACUGAGGAAAACAAGCAUGUGGCCCAGUUGUUGUUCAACUCUGGUACCUGUCCACGAUGUAUCUUCAGAUUCUGUCGUGUGGAUCUUCAUGCGCCUUACAAACUUCCAUCCAAGGAGUUGUUCAGUGAUCUAGAAAGAUUUCUGGAAACCGAAAAAGAUGAAUUAAUUUUGGAAGUUCCCAAUCCACCUCCCAAGAAAAUUCGACUGCAAGAAUUAGAAGAUGGGGUUGAGAAUUUGAAUGAAAACACAGAGAACAGGAUCUCAGUUACUAAAGAUGAAAGCUUUGCUUCUCAGCACUCAAAUUUGGGUGUGUGCAAUGUUUGCCUAGGAAUUCUUCAAGAAUUCUGUGAGAAAGAGUUCAUUAAAAAGGUGUGCCAAAAGGUUGAGGCCUCUGGGUUUGAAUUCACCAACUUGGUUUUUUCUGUCUCCUUCCCACCACAGCUAUCUGUAAGAGAGCAUGCUGUGUGGUUGCUGGUAAAACAGGAAAUGGGAAAGCAGAGUCUGCUGUUGGGAAGAAAUGAUGUAGUUCAGCUAAAAGAAGCCUACAAAUGGAUAACUCACCCCCUGUUUUCAGAGGAGCUGGGUGUUCCCAUUGAUGGAAAGAGCUUGUUUGAAGUGAGUGUGGUCUUUGCUCACCCAGAAACAGUUGAGGAUUGCCACUUCCUAGCUGAAGUUUGCCCAGAUUGUUUCAAACCAGCCAAAAACAAACAGUCAGUAUUCACCCGAAUGGCAGUUUUGAAAGCUUUGAAUAAGAUAAAAGAAGAGGAUUUCCUCAAGCAGUUUCCUUGUCCUCCAAACUUACCAAAGACUGUAUGCACUGUCCUUGAAACCGAAUGUGCUCAUGGUGCUGUUUUUGUUGCUGGCAGAUAUAACAAAUACUCCAGGAAUCUACCACAAACUCCUUGGAUAAUUGAUGGAGAAAGGAAGCUGGAGUCUUCAGUAGAAGAAUUAAUUUCAGGUCAUCUCUUGGGAGUAUUCAAAGCCGAUGGUUUUAAUUUUUCAUCCUCUGGAAGAGAAGAUGUGGAUGUGAGGACAUUAGGAAACGGAAGGCCCUUUGCAGUUGAGCUGGUGAAUCCUCACAGAGUACAUUUUACUUCACAGGAGAUUCAAGAACUUCAGCAGAAAAUAAACAAGUCAUCUGACAAAAUCCAAGUACGAGAUUUGCAGCUUGUCACAAGAGAGGCAAUAGGGCAUAUGAAGGAAGGCGAGGAAGAAAAGACCAAGACCUAUAGCGCCUUAAUAUGGACGAACAAAGCAAUACAGAAGAAUGACAUCGACUUUCUAAAUGAUAUAAAGGACUUAAAAAUCGACCAGAAAACGCCUCUGCGGGUCCUUCACCGAAGGCCUUUGGCAGUGAGAACUCGUGCCAUUCACUCCAUGGAGACACAUUACCUGGAUGAGCAUCAUUUUCGCCUGUAUCUGAAGACUCAAGCUGGAACCUAUAUUAAAGAAUUUGUACAUGGAGACUUUGGGAGAACCAAGCCAAACAUUGGCUCUUUGAUGAAUGUGACCGCAGACAUUCUUGAGCUAGAUGUAGAGUCUGUAGAUGUUGACUGGCCACCCGCUCUGGGUGACUAGCUCUCACAUUUGGACCCAAAGAUAGGGUUUUGUGGCAUGACGUGGACAUCCCUGCAACAUAUCCUAGAAAAUGACUGUUUACCCACCAUAACGGUGUUUUCAAAACCACUUGGAUCAUGUUGAUCUAUUUCUAAAAUUUGUUGUAGCAUCUCAGGAUCUAUAUGGAUGUGUUUUUUGGUUCGGCUGUUCUGUUGUAUGAUUUCUCUCAUUCCCUGUUUCAUUCCACCCGAAAACCAAACUGUGAUUCAUAAAACCAAUUUCUUUCUCAAUUCUUUUACUUAGAGAGGUGGACAAACAGGAAACAGUCUGCUAAUCUGACAAGCCCUAACUUCUUUCAGCAAGAUUUCCUAGCUGGGCGUGGUGGCACACAACUUUAAUCCCAGCAAAGGGAGGUGGAUCUCUGUGAGUUUGAGGCAAGCCUGAUCUGUACAGGGAGUUCCAGGCCAUCUGGGGCUACUGGGAGACCUGUCUCAAAACAAAACAAACAAACAAAAAAAGAUUACCUCCACAAGAGAGAUAUUACCUUUAAAAUAAUGUUCUAAAAAUUUCAAAUUAUCUGCAUAAAUAUUACUAGAUUCAUGUAGUAUAAUAUCCUAUAAUCUAUCAAACACAAAUCUGGCAUCAUUAAUAUUUUCCCAGUAAGUCUCAAGCAAGCUGCUACCAGUGGAAAGUAUUUUAAGGUGUGACUUGUCAAAAAUCUGAUGGCCUUACCUCACUGUUUUGACAGUCUAAAAUUGUCAGUACAUGUCUCCUGUGGGGGCAAGUGAGACUUUAACAUCUGAGCAUAGCAAGGUAAGACACUUUCAUAAAUCUUUUAAGAGAAACAAGUGCCUUCAAUAACUUCAGUCCCAGGGUUAAGAAUAUGAAAAACUGAAAUUACUAAACAAAGACAUACUAUUUCAUAGUGUUAAAAUGUAUUGUCUAAUUUCAAAUAUUUUACUGAGGCAUUUAGGGUAUUGUCUUUAAUUUUAUAAAUAUGGAAACCAAAAGAAUAGUUAAAUGGCACCUAAAAUGAUUAGUUACUUUCAUAUCCAGGUCUAGAACUGAAGCUUGUUAGUCUUUAGGGUUCUUUUUAGUAAACCCUUAUAGAUCACCUGCUGUACCUAUUGUAUGACAGAGACACCUAGGGUGCCAACUAGAUGCACUUAGCCAUGAGACUGACUUCUGGAAUUUACCAGAAAAAGGCCAGCAGGUAUCUCAUUUGACCUCAUAUAAUUAUCAUUUUAAAUAAGUCAGUCAUCAGAUGAAGAAAAUGAAUUAAUCAUUACAGAUUCCAGAAAAGAAGCUCAAUAAAAUCUAGACUUCAGUGUAAUUUUCAUCAGCUCAACCACUGGGGCUUUUUAAUUUAUUUUUUGAUACAUGUGAGAUUUGAAUAGUAUUUGAUUGUAUUUCUCAUCUCUGCACACCAUAACAGAUCCUAAACUCAGUUUAGAUACUCUAUCAGGACAUAGCUUUAACUGUCAUACAAGGGAAGCCUACUCUGUUGAAACCACGUCUUGACAUAUGUCAAUACUAGCAAAGAAUUGUUUUCAUUUUUUUUUCAAUGCCAGAAAAUGAAAAGGGAAUAAGAGAAAUAAACUGAUUUAAAAGUGAAAGACUUCUGUGUGGGUAU